This is a messenger RNA of Megalops cyprinoides (Indo-Pacific tarpon), 6100 nucleotides long. RefSeq names its product zinc finger, MIZ-type containing 2 (gene zmiz2). Bases 635 to 3358 code for a protein of 907 amino acids. NCBI's taxonomy places the organism in Eukaryota, Metazoa, Chordata, Actinopteri, Elopiformes, Megalopidae. Gene Ontology annotation, biological process: regulation of transcription by RNA polymerase II; protein sumoylation. The transcript has 19 exons. The record is from RefSeq and is a predicted model, not a curated record. Gene Ontology annotation, molecular function: zinc ion binding; SUMO ligase activity.
GGGAGAGACAAAAAACUGCCUUUUUCCCUCCGACAGAGAGAACCUCCAUCCUCAUGAUCUCAUGAAUAAAUUAUAGCAGCCCAUUGUGCAAUAGAGGGAGGUAUGCAGCGAAGCCUAGGCAAACACUGCCGAGUACACGGACCACAGAUUCUACCCCAGUGUACAGGGUUCUGACUUUCCCUAGCCUUCCUAUGCCGCGACUGGAAACGAACCGCAACUAGCCGGGUCCAAUUACUAGUGCUCCGGGUUGAGACCUUGCUGAAGCAUAUUUGCCGAUGUACUGAAUCAAAAGAGGAAAUACAUUUUUACAGCUACCGAGAUGGAGAAUACAACUUAGCUGAGGUAGCUGGCUAAUCACAGGGCUAGCUUGCUGGUUAUUCCGGGGGAAAGGACUACACAUUGCUUACUACAGUUCCGAAGCGAAAAAGAGCAGGACUUAACUUGACUACCUUUUCUUUGGCGUGCCAGCCUUUGCAGAGGAACAGGUCGCGUUUGUCAUAUUCCCGAGUGUUCGGUGGAUUUCUACGGCUGAUCAUUAAAGCAAGGAGCAUACCAACCUCGGGCAGUUUGAGUCGAAGACUGCCUGCUGGGUUGAGGAGUUUUGGGGCCGCCUGCUGACGCCCACACCCCUCCGAUGAACCCCAUCAACUCCAUGAAACCUGCCCUGCCUCCGACCCCACACAGUGACGGCUCCUACCCGUAUGAUCCUGUCUCCUGGCAGCAAGGCACCAAUCAGCCUGCAGGUUCCCUCUCCGUGGUAACCACAGUGUGGGGGGUGACCAAUCCUUCGCCCAGCCAGGUCUUGGGCGCUCCCAUGGGCCCAGGUGGAAACUCAGCCGGUAGUCACAUGUUGCCAGGCAACAGCCCCGGCAUGAGCUCCCCCCAGUUCAUGGGCCAGCAAGGCUACCCUGAGCCGAACAAGGGCUACAUGCAGCAGGGGAUGUACGGGCGGCCAGGGGGCGGGUACCCCACAGGCCCCGGUUACGGGGGCAGUUACCCCAACAGCGGAGCGGGGUCCCUUGGGAUGCCCCCGCACGGCGCACGCCCCCCCACCGACUUCACCCAGGCCGCGGCCGCAGCAGCUGUGGCCGCAGCGGCCGCCACGGCUACGGCCACCGCCACGGCAACAGUCGCCGCGAUACAAGAGAAACAGAACCAGGAGCUGAAUUACGGACCGAUGGGCGGCGCUUCCUCCUACAACAGCCAGUUCCUGCCGCCCUCCGGCCCCCGCGGCCCCCCUGGAAUGACCCCCGCAGGAAUGGGGCCGUCACGCCCCCCCUCCAUGGGCCCCAUGUACAGCGGCCAGGGCCAGCGGCUUCCUCAGCAUCAGGGGUACCCGGGGGGCCAGCAGGGGCCCCCCCGUCCGCAGCAGGGGCUCAAAAGGCCCUACAACUCUGAGGGCUUUUCUGGGCAGCAGCAGUAUGGCCCGGGGAUGGGCGCUGUGGGGCCCUACCCUGGCCCGCCCAUGCAGUACCACGGCCCCGGGCCCCAGCGGUCGGCGCCCUCGCCCUCGUACCCAGGCCACAGGAUGCCCCUGCAGCAGGGCAACAUGGGCCAGUACCCUCCCGGACCGGGAGCCCCGGGGCAGUACUAUAAGUCUGACCAGUUCAACGGGCAGGGCAACACCCUCACCGCGAUGACAGCAGGGGGCGCUGCAGGGGGAGGAGGCGGAGGAGGGUACAACACCUUCACCCAGGCGGCGGUCAAUGGGCCUGGGCGGGCCAUGCCAGGUUACCCGAGCUCCCCACUCCCAGGGAACCCCACACCCCCGAUGACCCCUGGUAGCUCCAUGCCGCCCUACAUGUCCCCUGGCCAGGAUGUCAAGUCCCCCUUCCUCCCUGACGUCAAGCCCAAUAUGAACUCCCUGCCGCCCCCUACAGGGAACCCCAGUGACGACCUUCGGCUGACCUUCCCCGUGCGGGACGGGGUCGUGCUGGAGCCCUUCCGUCUGGAGCACAACCUGGCCGUCAGCAACCACGUCUUCCAGCUGCGUGACUCCGUGUACAAGACACUCAUGAUGAGGCCGGACCUGGAGCUGCAGUUCAAGUGCUACCACCACGAGGACCGGCAGAUGAACACCAACUGGCCGGCCUCGGUGCAGGUGAGCGUGAACGCCACGCCCCUCACCAUCGAGCGCGGGGACAACAAAACCUCCCACAAGCCCCUCUACCUGAAGCAGGUGUGCCAGCCGGGGCGGAACACCAUCCAGAUCACCGUCACCGCCUGCUGCUGCUCUCACCUGUUCGUGCUGCAGCUGGUGCACAGGCCGUCUGUGCGCUCCGUGCUGCAGGGCCUGAUGAAGAAGAGGCUGCUGCCGGCCGAGCACUGCGUCACCAAGAUAAAGAGGAAUUUCAGCAGUGGCACCAUCCCAGGCACACCAGGGCUGAACGGAGAGGACGGAGUCGAGCAGACGGCCAUCAAGGUGUCACUAAAGUGUCCCAUCACCUUCCGCCGGAUCCAGCUGCCCGCGCGGGGCCACGACUGCCGGCACAUACAGUGCUUUGAUCUGGAGUCUUAUCUGCAGCUGAACUGUGAGAGAGGGACCUGGCGCUGCCCUGUGUGCAAUAAGACUGCUCUUCUGGAAGGCCUGGAAGUGGACCAGUACAUGCUGGGGAUUCUCAUCUACAUCCAAAACUCGGAUUAUGAAGAGAUCACGAUCGACCCCGUGUGCAGCUGGAAGCCGGUUCCAGUAAAGCCGGACCUGCACAUCAAGGAGGACCCAGACGGGCCAGCUUUGAAGCGCUGCCGCACUCUGAGCCCGAGUCACAUGAUCCUGCCCAGCGUCAUGGAGAUGAUAGCUGCGCUGGGCCCGGCCUCCUCCCCGUACUCAUCUUUGCCACCAGGUGGCAGCAGCAGCACGCCGGACUACCCCAGCCAGGCUGGAUCGGGGUACUCCAGCCAGCCAGGAUUUUCAGAUUUCCCCAACGCCCCAGGGACUCCGACUCUCGGGGAGUUCGCUUCGGGACCACCCCCUCUGUCCUAUCAGGCUGACCUGCCCAGCGGGCUCCUGACUCCAGAAAAGCCAGUGGGGCACCCAAUGUCUGCACAGAUACCCCACUCUGGCCGCAUGGACCCUUCCCACAAUCCCCUUCAGCAGCAUCAAGGUCUCCAUGGCAAUUCGCACCUUGGGGGGCCAGGAGGACCGAUGCAUCCCCGGAACCCUUCCCAGAAUCCCCGGCUGCACACGGAUGGCUCCUUCGGGCUGGGGGGCCCAGGGGGACCAGGAGAGGUGCCAGAACCUUCUCUUGACUUGCUUCCGGAGCUGACAAAUCCAGACGAGCUGCUGUCAUACCUCGGCCCCCCCGACCUCCCCAACAACAGCAACGAUGACCUGCUGUCUCUGUUCGAGAACAACUGAGCCUCUUCACACUGGUCACUUGCCAUGGUCCUCUGCAACACAGUGGCCUCUUCAGCCCCAAAAAAGCAAAGAAAAGCUCCUGUCCCAGCAUCAACAAGGAAUGGAGUGAGGUGUGGCAGGGGGACUGUUCAAAAUUUCACCCCCACAGCCACCCCACUACUUCAGUAACUGGAAAAUGGUGGUCAGUAGUGGGUGCUGCAAGAACUUUUUUAAAAGAACAUGUGACCUGACUGCCAGUGAACUAUGUCGACUGAUUUUACUGUUUUAUAAUUUAAAGGUUACCCCCCCCCCCACACACACACACACACCCAAAAACACAAAAAACACACACUUGUCUCUCAUUUCUUUAUGUGAAACUAGUGGCGGAACACCACCAAAAUCCAUAUGCUGAAAUCCAUAUGGCAUUUUGUAUAAAACUGGGUUGUGAAAUCCUCACUUUUAGCCUCACUUAUUCAGUGGAGGGAGUGCCGCUGUGAGGUGUGAUCUUGUCCUUUGUUAUUCAAAUGGUGUUGGGCUAGUCAUAAAAAACAAACGUGAAUUUAUAAAAGAACCUUUGUAAAAAAAAAAAAAAAAAAAUCAAUAAAUGGAGGGGUCAGUGAUUUCACUCUGUGCCCUCAGAUACAAUGUGUAGAAUUUAGCAGGCUAUUUUAACAGAGCUUAACAAUCUGUAAGAGAGAGAGAGCAGGGAUGGAUGUAAACGGGGGGGCUAAAGCUUGUGCCCAGAGUGUCUCAGCGUCAGAUACAUCCUGCCCUACUCUAACACAGUUCUACAUUGUCCUCUCUGUGGACAAACAAGCACACUAACACUGUGACCCCUCGCUCUGUCCAACCAAAUAUUGUUACCAAGGCUUUGAUGCAAACCUUCACUUGUUAGCCCCAGUUGGCCAGGGAAUGUCGUGUGGUAGACCAUAAACCAUGCAUUCUUUUUUUUUUGCCCAGGCAGAAGCUGUAACAAUCUACAAAGUGUUGGGUCUGUACCUGUGUGUCCCAUGGUCUCGUCUAUAUCGGUUUGUCUGAGGCAAAAUUGCCUGAACAAAAUGGUUCCAUAACUGCUGAGACCAGUAACGAGGCAGUUUUGCAGAUAUGUAAGAAUGAACUUUUACUGAAAUAUGUUGACAUAUCCCUAAUGCCAGGCCUGUGUAACCCCCAGGAGAAAUUAGUCAUCAUUUGGAGAAAAAUAUGGUGUGUCUGUUCCUUUGAAACUACAUUGUUUAGCACAGUGGACAGCAUGGUUUUCUCUGUCUCUCAGCUUUCUGUAACUUUUUAUGGUUAAUUUUGUGAAUGGGCCUGCCUAAAACUAAUGAAUGAAUCUCUAACCAAAUAAAUGCAAAAGCCCCUGCCAUCCUCCCUGAGGGAUUUUGAAUCUAAUGGGCUCUGCUGUAAAAUCCAUCUCCAGAGAUAUUUAAAAGCCAGCAUAAAGGUUUUUUCCAGGAAAGACCAUUUAAAACAUCAAACCAGCAUGAUGACAAAUAAUCUGGUCUAGGUCUGGUUAGCCCCUAUGGACAAGUAUUCACAAGUUGUGGAACUUCUACACAUUUAGGGAUUCUGGGUAAAUUCUGGGUAAAAAUUUAACUAAAUCAAACCUGGGAUAGUGUAACGUGUGUGUGUGCGUGUGUGUGCGUGUGUGUGCGUGUGUGUGCGCGUAUGCGUGUGUCUGCAUGCUUCUUUUGUUCAUUGGUUCAUUCCAGGUGGGGGUGGGUUCACAGCAGCCUAUCAUUGUCUGGCCAGAGGGAUGGACUGCUGGUGUAAUAAAGGGUGUGGUCUCAUGUGCAGAAGUACAUACCUCCAGGCCACCCCCGUUCUGUCUUUGGCACGGGUUGGUUUUCUCUAUUCCAUGCUUGUCUGUCCGUUUGUUCACCCUUUUUUUAAACAAUAGUUUGUCUUCCUGUCCUGGCACCAUUCCAGAUGUGGAAAAUGCCAUGAUGCUUCAGUGUUGGCGAAUGCCCUCCCUCCACAAUAAGUAACAAAGGAGUUCUCAGACACAGAAUUUUGUGACAUGCAGCCUCACAUGUCUUUUGGUAAUAAAUGACAUCGCGGCCUGUGUUAAAUUCCUCAUUAAUGCGGACAAGUGAUUCUUUUUGCUUCAAGAUACUGAGUCAUGUACUCAAUCUAAGAUCAGAAGACACCACUCUGAAUCACCUGGGACACUGAGGACCUCAGGCCCUCACCCACAAUCGUUCAAAUGGCUUCACCCCAUCACCACCCCCACCCAAUGGAAGGCCAUGGAAUUGGAAAUCAGUCCUACCUCACUGCUGAUUGGUUGGACCUGACAUCUUCUGAAUAAUUUUCUAUGUAACCUUUUUUCCUCUCAAUAUUCAGAUUUCACCCCUUUGUACUUACCCUGGCUGGAAACUGCUUUUUCAGUUUGACAGUGAAACUGAUCUGAAGGUUGUAGAAGAACUUCUCUACAUAUUGCAAAGGAUCUAUGGAGAACAAAGAGAUGUCAUGAUGAAAAUGAAUGCUCAUGUUUUUUUUUUUUUUAGUUGAACACAAUUUUCCCCCUCAUCCUGUGUAUAUAUACAUAUAAAACACUAUGGCAAAUGUGCAUAAGGGUUGACGUGCUCUCUGUGUCCUUUCCUGCUGUCUCUUUCUUUCUAAAAGAGAAUAGGAGUGGAAAAGAGCACAGCCCACUGUUCUGUUCCUCGUCUUGUCAGAUUUUAUUUAUGACUGCUGCCCUAGGCCCUCUUUCAGCCAAGUGCAGCUUGUAUGAUAAUAACCCAGAGUGUCAGGAGUUAUUGGAUA